Messenger RNA from Saccostrea echinata, 770 nucleotides. Its product is annotated as peptidoglycan recognition protein 1-like. NCBI's taxonomy places the organism in Eukaryota, Metazoa, Mollusca, Bivalvia, Ostreida, Ostreidae. The record is from RefSeq and is a predicted model, not a curated record. The coding region runs from base 8 to 679 and encodes 223 amino acids. The transcript is spliced from 4 exons. Gene Ontology annotation, molecular function: zinc ion binding; N-acetylmuramoyl-L-alanine amidase activity. Gene Ontology annotation, biological process: peptidoglycan catabolic process.
UUUAUUCAUGGCAUUGAAUAUCAUCACUGCAAUAAAUCCUGAAGAAGAUGUUUACACAAAAUUACUGCGGAAACUUUUAGAUUUUUUACAUACACUAGGCUCAAAGGAAUAUGACUGUGGGCCAAAGGAUUCCAGAGAUCCUUUGGAAAGAGUCAAUAUUUCAGAGCUGUUUACGAGUAGAUUUAUAGACCGUAAUGAAUGGGGAGCAAUACAGCCAGGGGGAAAGGUAGAUGGUCUGCAAAACCUACCAAAAUACGUCAUUAUUUCACACAGUGCCUCUAGUAAGGAAGCGUUUACAGAAGAGCAGUGUGCAGCAGAAGUGCGUUCAUAUCAGACCUUCCAUAUUUAUACCAAAGGAUGGUCUGAUAUUGGAUACAAUUUCUUGAUUGGAGAGGAUGGGAAUGUAUAUGAGGGCCGUGGAUGGGGUAAGGAAGGGGCUCACACGAAAGGACUCAACAAAUACAGCAUAGGUAUUUGCUUCAUUGGAAACUUUGACAGACGUCUUCCAAACCAAAAAGCACUUAGAGCUGCUAAAGAUCUGAUACGCAGGGGUGUGAAAGAAGGCAAAAUAUCGACUAAUUUCAUUUUGAUGGGUCACAGAGAUUUUAGAGACACAGUGAGUCCUGGGAAAUGCCUAUACCAAGAUUUAAAGACAUGGCCUUUUUAUCAUGGAAACUGAUAUUGCUUAUGUCGACAGAGAUUACAAAAUGCUAUUAUUAUCUACUGUUUUGCAAUGAAUACUUCGUUUCAAUAAAAUUUAACACGAUAAA